Exophiala bonariae is the source of this 3564-nucleotide messenger RNA. RefSeq lists its product as uncharacterized. The transcript has 2 exons. Bases 1 to 3564 code for a protein of 1187 amino acids. The record is from RefSeq and is a predicted model, not a curated record. Gene Ontology annotation, molecular function: catalytic activity; protein binding. Lineage: Eukaryota; Fungi; Ascomycota; Eurotiomycetes; Chaetothyriales; Herpotrichiellaceae. Gene Ontology annotation, biological process: nucleoside metabolic process.
AUGGCUUCAAAUCCUUCUCUGCCCAUCGAGCAAUAUCAUGUCGGUAUCAUCUGCGCACUUCGUCAUGAGAUGGCAGCUGCGAUUGCAACCUUGGAUGAAAGACACCAGCCGAUUGCUUUUCAAGACGUUCUGGACCCUAACAACUAUGUUUUGGGCAGAGUCCAUCGCCACAACGUGGUUAUUGCGUGCUUGCCUGCCGGCAUCUACGGGACAAAUGCGGCAGCUAGAGUUGCUAAUGAUAUGCUGAGGACCUUUCAAGGCUUACGCAUUGGGUUGAUGGUAGGCAUUGGAGGCGGAAUCCCUGACCUCGAGAAGGGCAUUGAUAUUCGUCUUGGUGAUGUGGUGAUCAGUCAACCUGACAAGACUUCUGGAGGAGUGAUCCAGUAUGACUUAGGGUCAAACCAAGGAGAAGGGCAAUUCGAGCGUAAAGGGUUCCUGAAACCACCACCAACUUUACUACUCUCCGCACUUUCAACAUUGCAAGCAGAGCACGAACUUAACGACAGUGCAGUACCACAAAUUCUGGAGGACAUGGUAGCAAAGUAUCCCAAAUUACUAAAGACUGGGUACCGUUACCCUGGCGACGAACACGACACUUUGUACUGCUCACUAUGUGACGGGUCCAUUCCUUCUAGCCAAUGUGAUGCUUGUAACGAUGGGAAAAUUGAUAGGCUGAUCCGCGAGGACAAGUCACCAUUCUUUUGGUAUGGAAUCAUUGCUUCAGGGAAUCAGGUGAUAAAGGAUGCAGCCGAAAGGAACAAGAUCGGCCACGAAUUCGGUGUCAUUUGCGUGGAAAUGGAGGCAGCUGGCUUGAUGAACGACUUCCCUUGCAUCGUCAUUCGAGGUGUAUGUGACUACGCAGAUCGUUGCAAGAACGACGGAUGGCAGAAAUACGCAGCACUGGUCGCCGCUGCAUAUGCAAAAGAGUUACUUGGUUACAUCUCACCACAACAAACAAGCAUGGAGAAACCGAUCCAAGAUAUGCUUGUCGAACAAUCAAGUCUCAUAGCGGAGCAUCUUCUUGAGGUCAAGAUUGAGAAUCAAAAACAAGAUCAGCGAUAUCUUGGGGGAAAAUCCGAUCGAUGUCUUCAGGUGUUCAAGACAAGUACCUAUGAACUAUUUAAAGACCUCAAUCCUGAUCGGGCAAAUGGUACUUGCCAAUGGGUUCUAUGUCAUCCGCAGUUCAUUAGUUGGUCUUCCAGCUCAUGCAACGACCUUUUAUGGAUUUCGGCAGACCCAGGCUGUGGGAAAUCUGUCCUCACGAAAUCGCUAGUGGAUAACGAACUUCGAAGUACAGAUAGCCAUACCGUCUGCUACUUCUUUUUCAAAGAUAACGACGAGCAGGACGCCUUAGCCACGGCUCUUUGCGCCUUGCUCCAUCAGCUAUUUGUACAACAAUCUCAGCUUAUUCGACAUGCUAUGCCAGGCUGGGAGAAGAAUGGUGAUCAUAUCACGAAGGAGGUCUCUGAGUUGUGGCGCAUACUCCUUGCUGCAGGAAUGGAUCCCGAGGCGAGGGACGUAACUUGCAUAUUUGAUGCUCUAGACGAAUGUCAACCGACCGACCGUCAAACAUUAAUAGCGAUGAUCUCCAACUUCUAUACACAGAUAUCAGCCGCCACAGGCUCGAAAAGAAGCAUAGGCAGGUUGAAGAUACUUGUGACAAGUCGCCCAUACGAUGAUAUCGAAAUAGACUUCCUAAGAGGACUGGAGAAUCUUCCAACAAUUCGGCUGCGAGGUGAAGAGAAAAAUGAUCAAAUCAGCAACGAGAUCGACAGAGUAAUUCGGAUGCGAGUGGAUAGACUCGCAAGAGAUCUAUUACUAAAUGAUCAAACCAAAGGCCUGCUCGAAACUAAACUGCUCGAGAUGGAACAUCGCACCUACUUAUGGCUUCACCUAGCAACUCAGAGCAUAUACGAGACAUAUCGCAACAGUCUAAAACCCGAGCAUGCAGCAAUCAGCCUACUUCCUUCCAGCGUUGAGGAUGCUUAUGAGAAAAUUCUCAAUCGUGUCAGCAUAGGGCAAAGAGACAUUGUGAAAAAAAUUCUCUUAAUUGUCGUUGGAGCACGUCGACCACUUACUAUCGAAGAGAUGGCUAUCGCUCUUGGGAUAGCUAUAUCACCCGACUCUGAGUCUCUUUCACAGGUACAACUCGACAGCGUAAGACUCAAGGAUCGUAUUCGAGACUGGUGUGGGCUUUUUGUUUUCAUCAACCACGAGCGAAUUUAUCUAAUCCACCAGACAGCCAAGGAGUUCUUACUGCGUGGUGGUGAAUCUGUAGCGCCUCUGUUCGGAUGGAAGCAAUGUCUACAUUCAAAUGAAGUUGAGAAAGAGAUGGCACGAAUAUGUGUUCAAUAUCUCCUGCGAGAAGAAGUCGUAUCUUUGAUGCCUAGUAUUCUUCACAAGUUGACAGAGAUUCAGGACCAAUCUGAUAUCAAACUUGUCUGGGACGGCGCCUUUCAACAAUUCCUAGCGUACACAACAGAAUACUGGCCCGCUCAUCUACGAGAUGCUGAACUGUCAGCAGAAGAACAUGGUCUCAUGGCCAAUGUUCAAGCUCUAUAUGACAGUCGCAACUCCAUCAAUCAUCCAUGGUUUGGUAUCUUUCGGCACAUUUGUCAGGGACGUGGUAUACCACCUAAACUGAAUUUAGUACACCUUGCUGCAUUUCUUGGACAUGUCCAAAUAUUGAGAACGACGCUAAAAUCGAAACAGUGCCCUAACCUCAAUGAAGUUGACAACACCGGUCGGACUGCACUAACCUGGUCAAGCGAGGAAGGUUAUGCGGAUAUCGUGCGUCUCCUCCUCGAGCAUGGAGCCAUUAUCAAUUCUCAUGGCGUUGGAGAAGUGGCUUUCGAGCAUAACCCACUAUUCAUUGCAAUAGAAAUAGGACAUGAGAAAGUUGUAGAGACGCUACUCGAUUGGGCAGUGGGCACCAGUACUGGUGCCAACACCAACGGAGAGAUCUUCACUGCAAAACAACUUAGCUAUGCGCUCGUAGGCGCAUCACGGUAUGGACAUCCGAAUAUCGUAAAGGUGUUACUUGAACACGAAACCGAGGUCAACUUAGAGGAAGAGGCUUACGGUAAUGCCGUCAUCCAUGCGUCGGUCAGGAAUAACGUGGAAGUCGUGAAGAUACUGCUUGACCAUGGAGCCGAUGUCAAUUUCCAAGAGGGAUACUGGGGUAAUGCCGCCAUUGCAGCCUCGUUCAUCAAUAACGCUGCAGUCCUGGAAAUACUCCUUGAAUAUGGAGCCGAUGUCAAUUUCAUAGCGGGCGCCUAUGGCACUGCCAUGAUCGCAGCAUCGGUCAAGGGUAAUUUAGAGAUCCUGGAAAUGCUGAUUGAAAACGGAGCCGAUGUCAACGUCAAAGCGGGAGACUAUGGCACUGCUGUCAUCGCAGCAUCGAUCAACGGUCAUUCGGAGAUACUGAAGAUUUUAGUUGAACACGGAGCAGACGUCAAAUGCACAAGGGUCUUUUACUCUUUCAGCACUUCAAGAAGCGUCACGGUCGAAGAAUGCGGAAAUCGUGACGAUUCUGCUCGAGCAUGGGGCAGAUGUCAACGCUAA